Oncorhynchus tshawytscha (Chinook salmon) is the source of this 3069-nucleotide messenger RNA. RefSeq names its product ganglioside-induced differentiation-associated protein 2. NCBI's taxonomy places the organism in Eukaryota, Metazoa, Chordata, Actinopteri, Salmoniformes, Salmonidae. The transcript has 14 exons. The record is from RefSeq and is a predicted model, not a curated record. The coding region runs from base 314 to 1750 and encodes 478 amino acids.
AUCAAUCACUACUUCGCGGUCUUGUUUGAGUAGACAGAUUUUGGGCAGAGUGAACCCUCUCGCUUCGCGUCUUCCUCUCUGUCGCGAAUCAGCUGAUCAGGAACUCACCAAACUGUAGUAAACGUGACAGUACGAUGGAAAUUGGCUAUAUCAGAUCGAGUUUUGCCAUGUUUGGGAUGUCAAGAUCAUCACGAACACCCCCUGUAUUCUUCGCUUUUUGUAAUUCAGUCAUGCUCGGAGUCGACAACUAAUAGAUUCGUGGACAAAAGAAAACGGUGUCGAGUAUUGAGGUGCCGGCCAGCGCAGUGCAGGAAUGGAUCCUCUGGGAGCACGCUCUCAGUUUGUGGAGGUCCAGACUCUGUCCACCUGGGAGUGGCAGCUGGACCCUGAGGGAGAGGAGAAGGAGUACAACUUCAGCCAGCAGGCCUUCCUAUCCCCCUUUCCCUACAGAGAGGACAUCAACAGGAAAAUAGUGCUCUAUAAUGGCAAUGUUGCCCUGCUGAACUGCACAGCGAUCGUAAACACGAGUAAUGAGACUCUGACGGACAAGAACCCUAUCUCUGAGAGCAUCCACACUUACGCUGGGCCUGAACUUCGAGACGAGAUGCUCAAACUGAAAGGAUGUCGGACAGGCGAGGCAAAGAUGACCAAAGGCUUUAACCUGGCGGCACGCUUUAUCAUCCACACGGUGGGCCCCAAGUACAAAACCAAGUACAGGACGGCUGCUGAGAACUCUCUGUACAACUGCUAUAGGAACGUCAUGCAGCUCGCCAAAGAGCAGGCUAUGGCAUCUGUGGCCGUCUGUGUGGUCAGCACAACUAAGAGAGGAUACCCACUGGAGGACGCCACACACAUUGCCCUCAGAACGGUCCGCAGGUUUCUGGAGAACUAUGGAGAGAGCAUAGAGACGGUGGUGUUCGCUGUGACAGACACAGAAGAGCCCACAUACAGGAAACUGCUGCCUCUCUACUACCCUCGUUCUGAGGAAGAGGAGUGUGCCAGCCUGCCCCUAAUCCCGACUGACAUCGGGAACUCUGAAGGUGAGCCUGUAGUCCCAGAGAGACAGAUCCGCAUCGCCGAGAAUCCAGGCUGUCUGGAAGUUGACUCUGAGGCAGAGACUCUAGACUCAGACCUGGGCCAGGUGGGGACUCAUGCAUUUUCCCGGAUGGAGGGAGACGUGGACAAACAGCGCAAACUAAUCCUGCAGGGCCAGCUGUCUGAUGCAACCAUGCAGAAACAGCACCAGAGAAAUUAUAACCGCUGGUUAUGUCGAGCCAGAGCAGAGGACUUGUCUGACAUAGCAGCACUGAAAGCCUUAUAUCAAACUGGUGUUGACAUGUGUGGCAGGACAGUGAUGGUUCUUGUGGGCAGAAAUAUUCCUGUCACCCUCAUCGACAUGGAAAAGGCCCUGCUGUACUUCAUCCAUGUCAUGGACCACAUCACAGUGAAGGAGUAUGUGAUGGUUUACUUUCACACUCUGACCGGAGAACACAACCAUCUGGACUCUGAAUUCCUUAAGAAGCUUCAUGAGAUUGUAGACACGAAGUUUAAGAAUAACUUGAGGGCUUUCUACUUUGUACACCCCUCUUUUCGCUCUAAGGUGUCCACCUGGUUCUUCACUACAUUCAGUGUGUCAGGGAUGAAGCAGAAGGUCCAUCAUGUAGAGACCCUCCAGCAGCUGUUCACCUGUAUCCUGCCUGAACAGAUAGAUAUCCCUCCCUUUGUCCUGGAGUACGAUGCACGGGUGUGAACCAAUCAGAACUCCAGCAGAGAGAGAGAGAAAAGCCAAGGACUAUGAGGGUGUUUCUCAAAAUGCAUACUUCCAUAUUCCACGCAUAUAGGCGCACAGGAGGGUUGAAGUAUGAGUCCAAAUCAAAGUAUACGAAAUAGCACCGAAGGCACUUCUUGAAUGCACACUCCGUUUUGUACAUAUUUUGAAGUAUGCAUUGAUGCUAGCUUCAAUGGAAAGUAUUAAGGAAAUAUGAUGCAACAACGUUAGAAAUGAUGGAGAAUUUCCUGAAAUCAUUGGUGGCCAUUAUUUUAGCUGAAGCAGAGUAAAUACACUCCGACAUGUUGCCUAUUCACAUCUCAAAUGUUUCCUGACUACAAUACUUUAUCAUUAUAUGUUAAUAAAUACAUGCUGUGUUAAUUUUGGCAUGUUUAACUGCCUACGGACCGUAGAUAACAAGCACAUAAGUCAAUAGGGCUAACUGGCUAGCUACCACUGUUAGCCAGCCAGAUAGCUACAAAUAAUUUACAUAUUGCAAAAUAUUAGCUUUAGGUCAUUUUUGCCUGUUAAUGAAGUAUCUGGUUAGCUACAUUUACGAUUCUCAUAUCUAGCUGAUAAUUAUAAAGUAAAAUGUUGCUUUGUGAAUAUCUUGUUUUGUCUUGUUGCCAUUGUGGCUGGAAGAAGGUUCUGUGAUGGAGGUAAAGCGUGAGGUAAUACAGUAGGGGGAGUGUGAGUGCUUCUCAGAUGUGAUGUGUUAUGCAUUCUCCACACUCUCGUCCUCAUAAGAACGUACUCAAUGCGAGUGAGAGUUUGGAGCACGGUAGUAUGCAUAUUGAGAAACACCCUGAGACUCAUUCUGCAUUCAUAUCCAAGUGAGAAGGUUUCUACCACAUACGACUGGGAAAAAUCCACUUGAAUGCCCCUCCAACUGGUAAUUACUAGUGGGAACCUUGUCUAUCACCCCUGUGCUCCAACCACAUAAUUUCCAGCAGAUAAAUGCAACAACAAAGCAGUAUAUAUUAAUAUGGUUUGUGAACUCUCACUUGUUUACAAGCAUAAUAGCUGUACUUUUAAUUUAUGGUUGAGGCAGCUGGUUUGCUAUAAAAAAUAGUUGCACACUAUGAACUCCCAGUAAUUUAUUGGGUAAACCAACGUUUUGGCAUCCCUGUGCCGCCUUGACCUAGUUCAAGCAUUCAUGACAUUACCCUUUAUGUGGACAAACGGUGCAACCAAUGACAACAGUGAGGGGUGUGUCAGGGUUACUAGGUUGAUUAGAAUGAAUUGAGUGACACUGUUAAGACCAUAGUUUACAGCAUGAAUAUAUUAGGCUAUUAUCAUAU